This is a messenger RNA of Penicillium concentricum, 1053 nucleotides long. RefSeq names its product succinate--CoA ligase (GDP-forming) subunit alpha. Lineage: Eukaryota; Fungi; Ascomycota; Eurotiomycetes; Eurotiales; Aspergillaceae. Gene Ontology annotation, biological process: tricarboxylic acid cycle. The record is from RefSeq and is a predicted model, not a curated record. Gene Ontology annotation, molecular function: succinate-CoA ligase (GDP-forming) activity; succinate-CoA ligase (ADP-forming) activity. The transcript is spliced from 7 exons. Gene Ontology annotation, cellular component: succinate-CoA ligase complex (ADP-forming); mitochondrion. The coding region runs from base 51 to 1040 and encodes 329 amino acids.
CUUCACCUAUACCCUCACCUCUCCCCUCAAAACAUACAUAUCUUGCAGCAAUGCAGGCCUUCCGCCGUAACACCCUCUCGGCCCUUCGCAAUGUCGGUGCCACCCAGCGUCGGACUCAGGCCACCUCUGCCUACAGCGAGACCUUGAACAACCUCAAGAUCAACAAGGACACCCGCGUUCUCUUCCAGGGUUUCACUGGAAAGCAGGGAACCUUCCACGCUGAGCAGGCCAUCGCCUACGGCACCAAUGUCGUCGGUGGUACCAACCCCAAGAAGGCCGGCUCCAUGCACCUUGACCGUCCCGUUUUCGCCAAUGUCAGCGAUGCCAUGAAGGAGACCGGUGCCACAGCUUCCGCUAUCUUCGUUCCUCCUUCCCUUGCCGCUGCCGGUAUCGAGGAGGCCAUUGCCGCUGAAAUGGGCCUCGUUGUUUGUAUUACCGAGGGUAUCCCUCAGCACGACAUGGUCCGCAUCACCGAUAUCCUCAAGACCCAGAACAAGACCCGCCUGAUCGGUCCUAACUGCCCCGGCAUCAUCGCUCCCGGUCAAUGCAAGAUCGGUAUCAUGCCCGGCUUCAUCCACAAGCGCGGUCGUGUUGGUAUCGUCUCCCGUUCCGGUACUCUGACCUACGAGGCCGUCAACCAGACCACCCUCGCUGGCCUCGGUCAGUCCCUCGUCGUCGGUAUUGGCGGUGACCCAUUCUCCGGCACCAACUUCAUUGACUGCCUCAAGGUCUUCCUCGAGGACCCCGAGACCGACGGUAUCAUCAUGAUCGGUGAGAUUGGUGGUUCCGCCGAGGAGGAUGCCGCCGAGUUCUUCAAGGCCAACAACAUCCACAACAAGCCCGCCGUCUCCUUCAUUGCCGGUAUCUCCGCUCCCCCCGGCCGCCGCAUGGGUCACGCCGGUGCCAUCGUCAGCGGUGGUAAGGGUGGUGCCGACUCCAAGAUCGCCGCUCUCACCGAUGCUGGUGUCAUCGUUGAGCGCAGCCCUGCUUCCCUCGGCAAGACCCUUCUUGCUGAGUUCGUCAAGCGCGACCUUCUUUAAAUUUGUCGCUCCU